GAAAAUUUUAAGACUGUGUUGGUAAAGAAUAUAUAUAACAUUGUGAGGAUAAAUAAGAUCUAUGCAUCAAGUUUUGACCAUGUAAUUCACUCAGUCAGCUGUUUCACCCCUCUGGAAUUAUGCCACUACUAAGCCAAUAUGGUAAAGGGAUAUGUUUUGUAUCUCUCCCCUCAGGGAUUCCUGUCACCACUGGACAGAGACGGAAAAGAGUAAUAGUUUGGGCUUGCAUCAAGCAGAAAACUGUGCAGAUUGUGGAAGGCGACCAUGUACAGAUAUGAUAUUCCUACUGAGAUCCAGAGUCUGUUUAAUAAACAAUUCACAUAUGCUAAAGAACCAGAUUGGAAUCUUCCAAGUGUUUCAGAGGCUUUCAGCUCUGCGCAUGAGGAAUUUGGUGAACUUAUGAUGUUUAAAGACUGUCUGAACAAAAAAAAGAAUCUCUUAAGCGACAAGAAGUUGGACGACUGGCAUAAACAUACAUGUUUUACUAACAAGGCAGGAAAAAUUGUGCCUGAAGUGCGGAGAUAUGCUAAUGCAGAGCUCUGCACACAAGCUUGGUGUAAAUUCCGUGAAAUAAUUUGCACUUACCCACUGAUUCCGAACGAAGCUCUUUGGGGCCAUGAGUUAAAUACAAUACACCUAUGUGAGGCUCCAGGUGCUUUUAUUGCAAGCUUAAACAAUUACCUGAAAACACAUGAUGUGCACUGUGAUUGGAACUGGGUAGCUAACACUUUAAAUCCUUAUCAUGAAGCUAAUGAUGGACUAGUUAUGAUUUCUGAUGAUCGAUUUAUAGCAAAUACAUUGGCAUGGUGGUAUUUUGGCCCAGAUAACACUGGGGACCUCAUGACUUUAAAAUAUCUUACUGGCUUGCAGCAGUUCAUCAGCAAUAUGUCUGCUGUCCAUUUAAUCACAGCAGAUGGAAGUUUUGACUGUCAAGGCAACCCUGGUGAGCAAGAAUCUCUUGUUUACCCUCUACAUUAUUGUGAAGUGGUUACUUGUCUACUAAUGCUUAGUCAAGGAGGAUCUUUUGUUUUGAAGAUGUUUACCCUCUUUCAACAUUCUUCAGUCAAUAUCAUGUAUCUCCUGAACUGCUGCUUCCGCUGUGUACAUGUUAUUAAACCUGGAACAAGCAAAGCUGGGAAUUCUGAAGUCUAUGUGGUAUGUCUAGAUUAUUUAGGCAAAGAGGCUGUCCAAGAUCUACUUACAAAGAUGAUUCAGAAUUUUGAGACUGAAAUUGUAAAUAAGUCUCUCUUUCCUAAAAAAUGUCUCCCAGAAUCAUUCUUGCGAUGCCAUGUGACCUGCUGUUCAUUUUUCUACAAACAUCAAGCAGAUACCAUUACUGAAAAUCUCAGUCUCUUUCCGAAUAUGGGAGAGGAAGAUAAAGUAAGAAUAAAUGCAUUACGUGAAUUUGCAGUUUCCUACUACAUCCAGAAGUUUGAAAUAAAAUACAUUUCCAGAAAGCAUUGGUUGGUGAGAGAGCCUGUAGUUGAUUGUAGCUUGAGCACACGAUGGGCUGGAAUCCGUAAUCGCAGGACGGACACCUACAAUGAAAGGAAGCAGCUGGAAACUUUGACAUGGGCUGAAAAAGUGACUCGAGGUUAUCUUAGUCCUUGGUUAGAAGACCAUGUUCAAUACAACAAUUGCUUUGGCUGGUUUUUGGAAGGCUCAUCGUGCAGUCUAAAAGAGGAGUGGUACCUUCUGGAAGGAAAGAGGAUUCCAAAAAUUUGCAGUUCUUCUUUCUGUGAUAAUGAGCUCUUGAAAAGGUUAAAUGAAACCUUUGAAGGUUGUUAUAAUGGAGAGUCUACAAACCCUUUUGUACCACCACCAUGCCCAUCAUGCUGCAUUUUUACUGAAGAAGCUGUAGUCUCUGAGUUAUUAGCAAAAGAUGUGAACCAUCAGAACAUCAUAGUUUGUGGAGCUCAUUCAGUAUUUCAUUUUCUGAUUCAAAGACAGAUAAAAGCCAGUUUUCUAGAAAGUGAAAUAUCUUACAAUUGUGGUUCUUUCCUUUAUGAUGGGGACCCAACUUAUCAGCAUCAUUUCCUUGACUUGAUCCUCAAAGCACUGCAGCAGAUGCGGACUGAUGACACGUUAGUGCUUCCAGUUUUGUCGUGCUUCACACGGUUCACAGCAGGCAUUCUUUUUGUAUUGUAUAACUGCUUCAAGUCUUUCUCCCUUGUGUAUCUCACUGCAAACCUUGUACCUGGAAGAAAUGCUUUGCUGCUCUUUUAUGGAUUUCAGAUUCCACCAAAUUCUGUCAUCUAUCAAAUUCAGCAGCUAAAACAGCACAUAGACUAUUUGAUUAGCACAGAUUCAUCCCUACAGGUGUUGGAGUUUGUACCUAUGGACAUUCUGCUGAAGAAAUCUUUUCUAGAUUAUGUGUGGGACCUCAAUUCUGCUAUUAUCAAGCAUAAGCUGCAUUUGAUUGCUCAGUAUUAUGGACAAAAAACAUAGGCUUGCAACGCUAAGCUAUUGGGUAAACAUCAAACUUUGACAUUCCCAGCAAUUAAUCAAAGGGGACUAACUCAGAGAUGAAUAUGCCAAUGAUUACUGUAUAGUGCUCUUAGACAAUACUUUGUGCCAACAUUUUAAGUUAAUAUAUUGUAAAAUGUGCCCUUAUUCUAGAAGGUAUUGUUCUAUAAUAGCAUUUUUUCUUGAAUUGGAUCUAUAUUAUUAAUUUUAUUUUUGUACCCUAUGUUUAAAAGGUAUCUAUACAUAGGUAACUAAUUCAAUGCAAAAUCUAUUAUACUUAUUUUAAAUUAAGUGCUUUUUUUUUAAAUCUUUUUAUGUUGAUUUGAGAAGAAACCUUAACCAUGAUGUUUCUUGCUCGUUAUUCUUUUUGUAUGUUGAUCAAGUAAUUCAAAUAGAAUUUUGGUUACAUUACACACACUUUUUUUUAAAUAUCUAAAAGAGCUGGUAUGCUCAAUUUUCUUUUAACAACAAAGUGCUCUGUGUGGUUUAAAAUAGUAUAUAAGGUGUAUGAUAGAAUAGCAUCACCAUCAAUAAAGCUCGUCUCUCUCUGGGUUUCAAUAAA
Molecule: messenger RNA, 3028 nt
Organism: Bombina bombina (fire-bellied toad)
Lineage: Eukaryota; Metazoa; Chordata; Amphibia; Anura; Bombinatoridae
Gene: CMTR2
Product: cap methyltransferase 2
Exons: 2
Coding region: 265-2448 (727 amino acids)
Biological process (GO): 7-methylguanosine mRNA capping
Cellular component (GO): nucleus; cytoplasm
Molecular function (GO): methyltransferase cap1 activity
Source: RefSeq, a predicted model, not a curated record